AACAGCUCAGUUCAAAAAGCUGCCAACGUCUCCUCCUGUGAACGUUGGUCUCGUUUCAGCUUUCUCUGACGAGCAAACACGAAAAACAUGCUCCUCACCGGCGGGACGCCAGCUUAAACGCUCUGAACCAAAGAGGUAGGAGGCGGCGGGAGAAAGGAGAGAAUCUCAAGAGACCAAACGACUCGUGCAGGUGGUGCUGACCCGCUCAUCCAUCCCAGAACCUCACCUGAGCCCGACGAGGCAGCUAAAGAUGUCCCUGGAGAGUUACUCCGCGCUGGACGAGCCCUCUCUCCGAGCCCUGCUGGAUGGAACCGUGGAUCUGGACGAGAGACGCCUCAUUCGUUCAGCCAUCCGGGAGCUGAGAAGGAGGGAGAUCGAGGACAUGGAGGCCGCUCUGGCCAGCAAGAGAUUUCGACCAACGCGCCUCAAUCAGCAGGAGGACAAGGAGAACCAGCACAUAUCUGAAUCCAGCAAUAACCUGGACGUCCUGUCACAAAAACUGAAAUUAAUGCAGGAUAUUGAUGAGCUUACAAAAAUGCUCCGUGCUGCAAGCGAGUACGAGGAGAGGAAGAUGAUUCGAGCAGCAAUCCGACAGAUCCGGGAUGAGCAGCUGCAAGGGGCGGUGGAGAAGAGUAAAAUCUCUAAUCUCUCUCUGGAUGCAGACAUUCUGGAGCCCCAGUGCAUCAUGGGAACAGGAGAGGCUGAUCAGGAGAGUCCCAGCGAGCCGGAGUGCAUCAGACACCAGCAGACACAACACAGCAGAGAGCUGCAGAGGAAAGGUUCCAACUCAGGCAUGGUGCUGGUUCUAGACAACCUCGUGAAGGAUGACGUCUCCAGACCUCUGCUGAUCCAUCCUCCAGCAGAAUCUGUGACCUCAGAGCCAGACCUGGUUCCAUCCUACCAUCUACGGUCAGACUCCACAGCUUCGGACCACAGCAGCACCUCUGUGUGCUCCAUGUCUAAUCUAGAUUCUGUGGCCUCGGAGAAGAGUCUUGGUUCAAACUUCCGAGCCCGGCUGGACUCUGGAGCCUCAGACAGAAGCCAAAGUUCCUCACAGCGGGGUCGUCUGGACUCUGCUGGCUCAGAGCAAAGCAUAAGCUCAUCAUCUUAUGCCAGACAGAGAAUGGGCUCAGAUUCAUGUCAUGUCAGACCUCGUCUAGGGUCUGGGACCCUCGAUGACAUCAGCUUGUUGUCACGGAAACGAACGGACUCUGUGACCUCUGACCACAGUGCGACUACGUCUUCUGAGGAGAAGAGUCCAGUGGAUGAAGUGGAGGGAACCACGAGUGGUUCAGCUAGCAGCACAGAUUCAGAAACUGAAAGAAGCCAAUGUCCAGCCAGCAUCCAGACUAAACAAGUUCUCAUUUCUGACCAAGAGGAGCCAGACGGGGCCGUUUUAUCUCGAAGAGGUGCUGUAAAAGGCCUCAGUGGCAGUGCCAAGAGAGAAAAGGACUUCCAGAGUCAAAAGCCCAUAGAAGCUUUGGGCACUCCAGACAGUACUUGUGCAGAAUCUGGCCUGGAAGAGGUGAUCGGUGAUCUGCUUGCCCAAAAUGAUACUGAAGAUGAAGAGGAGUUCAACGAGAAAAAGUUUGAUUUAGCGUUGCGAUGUGCUGUGAGGGAGAUCCACAGCGAUCUGCAGGCCUUUGGAAAGCGAGUGGAUGCUUGUCUGGAGGAGGCAUCAUCUCAAGUGGCUCCUCUGGCUGAGGCUAUCGGCAAGCUGCAGGAGGAGAACCUGAAACUAAAGAAUGAGCAAGCAAGAAUGAUGGAGACCGAGCCCGUUGUUUCCUCCGAGCCGGUGCGUUCAGCUGGACAGUCUGUGCAGGUGGCACAUCAAGUCUCAGCCAUCCCAAACGGCUCCAGCACUCAGACCAAACCCGCAGAGUGCUCUGGAAAACUGACAGCCGAAAAGCUCGCAUCGAUUGAAGAUGAAGAGCUUCUUGACAAAAUGCUUGAUGAGUCAAAAGAUUUUGAGGAGAGGAAGUUGAUCCGUGCAGCCAUGAGAGACCUGCGCAAGAGAAAGAGAGAGGCCAUGAUGGGAUGUACUCAAGAGGAAAUGGACCUGAGAGAAAAGGAGCGCGAGACUCGGAUGCAGGAGCUGCGGCAGCAGAGAGAAAAGCAAGUGCAAAAAGGUCGUGCAGGACCUGGAGCUGGAGAGGUGGUGAUCAGGAAGGUGGAGAAGUCAGCAGAUGGUUCGACCCUGAGCCAAGUCACCAAGACGAACCGCUUUGCACAGUCUGAUGAUGGGAGCAAAUCGACGUGCAGCACUGUUGUAGAGACCAGUUUUGUGCAGAAAACAGACAGAGGAACAGUCCAGUCAAAAUCAUACAGCUACACCUCUUCCUCAUCCUCUAACACAAGCAAAAAAGUGGGCAGUGUGUUCGAUCGAGAGGAUGACACGUCAUCCCGAAGCAGCGGACUGUCCGCUGUGGAGCGACGGCAGGCUGAGAGGCGCAAGGAGCUGAUGAGGGCUCAAACACUGCCCAAGACCUCCGCCAUGCAGGCUCGCAAAGCCAUGGUCGAUCGUCUGGAAAAGGAGGGAGGCGGCGCUGGAAAUCAGGCUGUGGCCAAAGUAAACAAGGUGCAGCGCUCAACCAGCUUUGGUGUACCGAAUGCAAACUCCAUCAAGCAGAUGCUGCUCGACUGGUGUCGGGCUAAGACGCGCUCAUAUGAGCACGUGGACAUUCAGAACUUCUCAUCCAGCUGGAGCAAUGGUAUGGCGUUUUGUGCCCUUGUGCACAGUUUCUUUCCUGAAGCUUUUGACUACGACUCCCUGAGCCCCAGCAAUCGCAGACAAAACUUUGAGGUGGCCUUCAGCGCUGCUGAGACCCACGUGAACUGCAUGCCUCUGCUGGAAGUGGAGGACAUGAUGAUCAUGGGCAAUAAACCAGACUCUAAAUGUGUUUUCACCUACGUUCAGUCUCUGGUUAACCACCUGCGCCGAUAUGAGAUGGCAAUGGGCCGCCCCUGUGACCUCUGA
Molecule: messenger RNA, 2977 nt
Organism: Nematolebias whitei (Rio pearlfish)
Lineage: Eukaryota; Metazoa; Chordata; Actinopteri; Cyprinodontiformes; Rivulidae
Gene: smtnb
Product: smoothelin b
Exons: 18
Coding region: 251-2977 (908 amino acids)
Biological process (GO): actin cytoskeleton organization
Cellular component (GO): microtubule organizing center; filamentous actin
Molecular function (GO): protein binding
Source: RefSeq, a predicted model, not a curated record